CCCAAAUAGGCAGAUAUCCAUACCAGAGCCCAAAAUUGAAAUUCAGGGGAAAAUGGAAGGUUGGAAAACUAAACAAGCAAAAUCAGAUAGAAACCUCGGGAAAACCAGGGGAGGACAGCCAGGAACAGGAAAGAAGGCCGAGAGCAUCAGGAAGCUGGGAAAUCCCGAUUGGAUCGCUGCAUCAGCUGUCUUUCAAGUCCCAACUCGCAACCCACCCCGUUUGCUUCAUCAUCCACUUCCUUACUUCUGUAUAGAGAGGAAGCUAUCAACAUAAAAAGAUCUACUGAUCGAGCUCUGCCUUCUCCGAUUGACACCUCUGUUCCUAGGAGCCCACAUGGAGAUCAUGGAUGAUGCGGCCUAAAUGGAAGCUGGUACAGAAGGUUUGCAAAUCUUAUCUAUCUUUGCUGGUGAUUGAGAAACAAAGCACAAAUGACUCGGCCUAAAAUCUCCCACCGUCCAAGCAUAUGCUUCAGACCUAUACUACCCUCUGAUUUGACGAUUUUAGAGCAACUGCACACUGAAGUAUUUCCUAUUAGGUAUGAGCCCGAGUUUUUCCAACAUGUUGUCAGUGGAAAUGAUAUUGUGUCCUGGGCAGCCAUUGACCGCGGGCGGCCCAAUGGUAAUGGUGAUGAACUAAUAGGAUUUGUUACUGCAAGGAUAGUGCUGGCCAAAGAAAGCGAGAUCGGAGAUUUACUUAGAUAUGACCCCUCUAGACCUGAUCAAACAUUACUCUAUAUUUUGACGCUUGGAGUAGUGGAUACCUACAGGAAUCUUGGCGUAGCAUCUUCUCUUAUCCGUGAGGUCAUUCGAUAUGCUUCAAGUGUUCGAACAUGCCGUGCAGUUUACUUGCACGUUAUUUCGUACAACAUUGCUGCAAUCCAGUUGUAUAAAAAAAUGUCAUUCAGGUGUAUACGAAGGUUGCAAGGCUUUUAUUUCAUCAACGGCCAACACUAUGAUUCUUACUUGUUCGUUUACUACGUGAACGGCGGUCGUUCUCCAUGCUCGCCAUUAGAGCUUGCUGCGGCCGUAUUGGCGUACAUGAGGAGUGGUCUGAAGUCCAUGGCAUCCCGGCUAAGGAAGAAAGACGACGACUUGGUGAAAUGGCCCAAAUGCAAGGAAGCACAUUCACUUGUAUCAACGCAAAGUAAGAAAAAUCUGACUGCAGAAUGUGGCGGAUAUGAAUGUGUAUAAUAAGCUAUUGCUUUGAGCUUUUGCUUUGUAGUAUCGUGAUAUGUUUACAGAACCGGUGGCUGAACAUAAAUUGCUUGCAUGAGCCAAGCUAGAUAUGCAUUAUUGUAGAAAGGUUAGGGUUUUUACUAAUUUAAUCGGACAUGUGAGAGACUAGAAUACUAAUUACGUUUCUUCAAAUAAAUUUUCUGCUUUGUGACA
This is a messenger RNA of Linum tenue, 1389 nucleotides long. Lineage: Eukaryota; Viridiplantae; Streptophyta; Magnoliopsida; Malpighiales; Linaceae. The record is from the annotation of a GenBank genome assembly.